Coffea eugenioides is the source of this 1305-nucleotide messenger RNA. RefSeq lists its product as uncharacterized. Gene Ontology annotation, molecular function: nucleic acid binding; RNA-DNA hybrid ribonuclease activity. The transcript has 5 exons. Lineage: Eukaryota; Viridiplantae; Streptophyta; Magnoliopsida; Gentianales; Rubiaceae. The record is from RefSeq and is a predicted model, not a curated record. Bases 1 to 1305 code for a protein of 434 amino acids.
AUGGAAGCUUUGCCAACGGAGAAAGAGGUGAAGAGCGCUGUGUUUGGUAUCAACAGACAACGCCGCUGGACCAGACGGGUUUUCCUCUCUAUUCUAUCAGAAUUCUUGGUGCGAGGGGUUCAUAAGCUUUUUAAUGAUGGUGAAAGGAUGUUUUAUCAAUCUAAAGGUCUGCCUGUUCCGAGCGCCUUUGUUUGCUCCGACAAAGCAUCUCCGGCAAAAGUUAAUUUGGUCUCUUUAGUAUUGGGAUUUAAGCGUGAUAAGUUGCCUAUAACUUAUCUCGUGGCGCUGCUAGCACUUGGAAAAGUGAGAUCGAUUUUGUUUGAUAGCAUCCUUGCAAAGGUUCGGGCUAGAGUUCAGGGCUGGUCUACAAAAUUCUUGUCUCCAGGGGGUAAAAUCAUCCUCAUUUGUCAUGUCCUAACAUCUAUUUCUAUUUUUUUGAUGCAAGUUCUUGCUCCACCAAAGAAUUUUUUACUUGCACUGGGCAGAGUUCUUAAUAGCUUUCUGUGGGAUUACUCCUUGGAGAGCAAAAGAAUGCACUGGAAAUCUUGGGAAGAUCUUUGUUACCCAGUGGAUGAGGGUGGUCCGGGGUUCAAAUCACUCUCGGAUCAGGUCGAUGCCCUCAGCAUGAAGUUAUGGUGGCGGCUGCAAGAAAGAAAUACUUUUUGGGCAGAAUUAAUGUUCGAAAAAUAUAUUAGCAGGGGUCAUCCUAUAGAGGUUAAUGGGAAUUGUGGGUCGCAUACGUGGAGACGAAUGUGCUCUAUCCGAGAUGCUGCUGAUCAGCAAAUGUUCAGGCAGUUAGGUUGUGGGGAUAUGGAUUUUUGGAUGGAUUGCUGGGCUCUUCAUGCCCCGCUUAUCAAUCUCAGCAUCAUGGAGGACCCGCCGCAGCUAAGAGUCCGGGAGUUGUGGCAGGGAGAUUCUUGGAAUCGAAGAGGGAUGUCAUUGGCAUCAAAUGUGAAUGCUGCGAGGAGGAGGAGAUUGUGCUGCACCUCUUCUUUGCUGCAGCCACGGAAACUUUGGGGGCUAGCAAUUUGGUGGAAAGCUCCCUUUGAAGGAAGGUAUAAAUUGAAUGCUGAUGCAAGCGUCAAGAAUGGGAGAGCAUCAGGUGGUGGUGUUAUUUGUGAUUAUCAGGGUAGGGUAGUGGUUGCUUUCGUCAAUGAGCUUGGCAGCAUGGGAGUUUUGGAGGCUGAGGCAGCUGCUUUACAGUCCGGUUUGCAAAUUUGUACUUCUAGACACUUGCAGGGAGUUGAUGCCGAGGUUGAUUCGCGGGCUCUUUCAUCAACUGGUUUCUUCUUCUGCUACCCCUAA